UAGAUUAUUUAAUUCAUCUCUAGUGAUGGUCGGCUGUGUUUAUUUGGAAUUUUUAACAUUUGAGUAAAGUAAAAAUGGCAUUUAGUAAUGAUGUUGGUUCUGAAGGUGAUUGGAGAGAAAAUAUAUCUUCUCAAUUACAAACCCGAAACCGACAGCAGUGCAAAUGUUUUGAAGAUCUUAUAACUUAUCACAAUCAACUAUUUGACACAACGUUAUCGUUGCGGAAUGAAAAUCUACAUCUCAACAUCCAAAUAGAGAAACUGAGACAAGGUAGUCAAUCUCCCGGGGCCCACGGCAGUGGAGGGGACUUCACCAAGAUAUCUGCCUUGGAACACAAGAUUCUUAGUCAGCAAGAGGAGCUGACGGAGCUGCACAAGCGGAGGAGCGAGAACGCUCAGUUGAUCAUUGAUCUCAACAACAAACUGCAGGAGAAAGAAAAACAUAUUUCUAGACUCGAACUUAGUCUCAAUGAAAAUGGCAGAGUUUUGACAAGUUUGAGAGCAGAAAUAGAAAUGUACCAGAAGAGCAACAAAGACCUGGAAGCUUUGAACCAAGUGCUCAGAGAUGAACACCAAGCUCUUCAUCUGAUGUAUACACAUCUUGAAAACAAAUUGAGGACUGUUCAAGAUGAGAACCGGGAGAUUGUGGAUCGGUUAAAGCAGUACAAGUCCAAAGAUGCUGAGAAAAUGAAUGAAGAAAAUGAAAACUUUGUGAGAAAAAAGAACGCCAAGAUGCAGAAGGAGCUGGAGGACGCAGCCAAGGACAUGCGAGGACUUGCGCCUGACUUGUACGCUCACAACAUCGGCCCCGCACUGCUCUGUGCCUCGGUGCCGACCAAGCCUUCAAUCAAAUUUGACGCUCACGAGAGUGAAGUGAGUGCUGUGAGAUGGAGUCCCGUGGACCAUGUAGUGGCGACCGGAGGCGCAGACAGACGAGUCAAACUGUGGGACGUGUCCAAAGGCAUGGCCGAGAGCAAAGGCAUGUUGGUUGGCUGCAACCAAGGCGUCAUGUCGGUGGACUUUGACUCCAACUGUACUCACAUCAUCUGUGCAUCCAACGACUUUGCCUCCAGAGUGUGGACUGUUGCGGACCAACGACUGAGGCACACCCUGACUGGCCACAGUGGCAAGGUGAUGGCAGCCAAGUUCCUCGGGGAGUCUACCAAGGUUGUCACUGGCAGUCACGACCGAACACUCAAGAUAUGGGACCUGCGCAGCAAGCAGUGUACCCAGACCAACUUUGUGGGCUCGAGCUGCAAUGACCUGGUGACCUCUGAUGGCGCUGGCACAACCAUCAUCAGUGGACACUUUGACAAGAGCAUCAGGUUCUGGGACAUGCGCUCUGAAAACUCGGUUAACAAGAUCGAGGUCAACGGAAAAGUUACUUCUCUCGAUCUCUCAAGAGACUCCAAGUACUUGUUGAGCUGUGUCCGAGAUGACACUUUGCGAGUGUUGGACCUCAGGAUGAAUCAGAUCGUUGGCACGUUCAGCCACGAUGGGUUCAAAGUUGGUUGCGAUUGGGCGAGGGCAGUGUUCAGCUCGGAGGGACAGUAUGUAGCCGUGGGUUCUGCUGAUGGCUCAGUCUUCAUCUGGGAGGUCGCUACACAGAAGGUCGAACAAAUACUGAGAGACUGCCACUCGAGUCCAGUAACCGCAGUCGCCUGGCAUCCUUAUGGAAACUCCCUGGCCAGUGUGGACAGGUCAAGACGAGCAGUAGUGUGGUCGGACUAGAGGAACAGCUGAUCGUCAACUAGUAAAGAUGACAAAUCAAAUCAGCUGUUCAAUCAUAAUUACAGCUGACAAACCGGGGACUGGUUUGUCUUAUCAUUCUAUUGUUUCGUACUGGUAAGCUGAAGGAGAAAAUAUUUAAAAACUGUUGAGAAAUGUGUUGCAACAUUGUUACUGUAUGUUUUACACGCAGACAUUACACUUCAUGCGAGAGGUUUCACUGAGCACUUCACAGAUUUUAAUAAUUAUCUUAAUUUAUUUUCAUCCUUAAAACUGAUGAUGUGGACCACAUGGUUGUUAAAUAGCUUAUGGAAGUUUCACAUUUAGAUCUGUAUUGUUCAGUAACAAUAUGUUUUUGUUUAGCUUUUGACUGUUGAAGGAAAUAUUUGUGUGACAGCAAUAUGAGUUGAAACUCAGUAAUUUUUAAUAUUAGGUCUUUAAAGUUUACAUAUUUUAAUUUCAGAUGAAACACUAGUGUGUGUCAUAACAUAAGAACAUCUUGAAAGUCUAAUGAACUAGUGUGCAAAAUAAUUACCUCCAUCACAGUCAACAAAAAAGCCGUCUUCAAAGCAUAAUUAGGUUUUAUCAUAGAUAAAUCAUCUCCCUCAGUAGAUUUCUCAUACUUAUGGAACAGCUGAGGUCGCGGUUUGCUUACAUUUUCUUUCUUGUUAUUUCAGUAAUUUAAAAUCUUGUUUAACCAAAUAAUAUGAUCUAAUCAAAAACAAUAACUCAUCCCCUAGUUAUAUAAUCAAACAGUAAAUCACAAAUCAAGGAACUAACUCUUACAUAAUAGACACAAAAUUUUGUCGACACUAGCGCCCAGUGUCACCGUACAUGAACUAGACAUGAUAAACAAGCUUCAAAAUUUACAAUGGGAUGAAAAGUUUACUUGUGUUGGUUAGUCUAUGGUUUUAUGCCCUUGUCUGAUUGCUGCUGAUGACUAUAGGGAAAAUAAAACUAUAUAGAUUUAGAACACAACUCCACAACUUCAAAAAUAUUUUUAACUUCAUCGUUUUUACUAAAUGAAGGGUCAAAAAUUACAUAGCAUUUAUCAUCACCUCAGUUAUAAAUGUUAUCCCAUUGAAUUAUUUCUGAUAUAUAAUCCACUUCUAAACACUUGUCCAAAUUAAAACACUGAUACUGUGAUAUCACCUAGCGUAGGACUAGUAGGGAAAGAUAAUUUAAGUCUCAGUACUUUCUCAUAAAACUUUGUAACUUAGUAGAAUCAUCACCUUACAUUGCAUAUAUUACUUACUAUUUAGCUUCCUGAAACCUUCAGAACCUUCCAAAACUUUGAAACUAAUUAACAACUCUUCUUUUUAUCUGUAUUCCAUAAAUCUGUUUUUGUAAGAAGUUAAUUUAUCUUUCAUGGUUGAUUACUUUAAAUUGCUUUCGCAUGUACAAAUAGUGAGAUUAACUCAUACAUCUGACAAAAAGGUUUUUUGAUAAAAAAUACAAUCAAAAAUUCUGUUGUAUGACUAUUCAAUUGUGAUGAAUUUUAUUUUUAAAUGUCAUAAAAAGUAAAUGAUAAAAUACUGUGGUUUCUUGCUGAAUUUUACUCUGUUGAUAGAAGGAUAGAAAUAAUGUUAACAUAGCAUCUGCAAAUAAAAUUCCACGAUUCACUUUAAAGGUGCCUUAUAAAAAAUAAGGUAAAUAACCCUUUAUAUUUCAAAAAGUAUUAGUUAAAAGCAGAAAUAAAUAGUUUAAAUACUUAGCUAGGGAGAGUAGUAAGGACAAUAUGAUUAAAAAAAUAGUCCAUUUGAAAUUGGUAUUUGUUUUGUUUUGUAUUAAAAUAUCAAAUUGUUAUUAAAAAAAGCUCAACUGAUCCAAGUAACUUAGGUAGUAAUUUUGUAACUAUGAAUACGUUCUAACUCUUCUUUAAGAUAUCUAAAGGAUAUAUGAUUGAUAUGUUUCAUUCACUCUUGACCUUAUUAUGGUAUACAAUAUACUUGUA
Molecule: messenger RNA, 3681 nt
Organism: Macrosteles quadrilineatus (aster leafhopper)
Lineage: Eukaryota; Metazoa; Arthropoda; Insecta; Hemiptera; Cicadellidae
Product: autophagy-related protein 16-1-like
Exons: 12
Coding region: 75-1730 (551 amino acids)
Biological process (GO): autophagosome assembly
Cellular component (GO): autophagosome membrane
Molecular function (GO): protein binding
Source: RefSeq, a predicted model, not a curated record